Molecule: messenger RNA, 1539 nt
Organism: Lolium perenne
Lineage: Eukaryota; Viridiplantae; Streptophyta; Magnoliopsida; Poales; Poaceae
Product: bisdemethoxycurcumin synthase
Biological process (GO): polyketide biosynthetic process
Molecular function (GO): acyltransferase activity, transferring groups other than amino-acyl groups
Source: RefSeq, a predicted model, not a curated record
UCCCCAUACUAAGUGCCCCUGCCAAUGAUUAUUUGGGAGCCGGAGGUGAAGAUGCUCUUAGUGACCUCAGAUGCAAGUAUAGCUCAGGACGCUGGUUCCAUCUUGGAAACAGAGAGGGCAAGAAGAGUGUUUCAGUUUGGGCAGCCAUGGAAAGUGUUCCAGCAGCCACCCCCAAUACCAUCCGCGAGAUCUGGCGUGCGCAGCGCGCAGACGGACCCGCCGCCGUGCUCGCCAUCGGCACGGCGAACCCGGAGCACUGCGUGCCCCAGGAAGAGUUCCCGGACUUCUUCUUCCGUGCCACCGGCAGCGACCACCUCACCGCCCUCAAGGACAAGUUCAGGAGAGUCUGCCAGAAGCUAGGGGUUCAGAAGCGCUACCUGCACCACACGGAGGAGCUGCUGCGCGCCCACCCCGAGUUCAUCGACCACGACUCGCCAUCCUUGGACGCCCGGCUGGACAUCGUCGCCACUGCCGUGCCGGAGCUAGCCGCGCAAGCCUCCAAGAAGGCCAUCGCCGAGUGGGGCAGGCCAGCCGCCGACAUCACCCACCUCGUCGUCACCACCAACUCGGGCGCCCACAUCCCGGGCGUCGACUUCCGCCUCAUCCCGCUCCUCGGCCUCCGCCCCUCCGUGCGCCGCACCAUGCUCUACCUCAACGGCUGCUUCGCCGGCUCCGCGGCCCUGCGCCUCGCCAAGGACCUCGCCGAGAACAACCGCGGCGCCCGCGUCCUCGUCGUCUGCGCCGAGCUCACCCUCAUGCUCUUCAGCGGGCCCAAGGAGGGCUGCUUCCAGACGCUCAUCAACCAGGGACUCUUCGGCGACGGAGCGGCCGCCGUCAUCGUCGGCGCCGAACCGGACAGCACCAGCCACGAGCACCCGCUAUUCGAGAUCGUGUCCGCCGCGCAGACGGUGGUGCCGGGCUCCGACCACGCCAUCAACAUGCACCUCACCAAGGGCGGAUACGGCGGCAACAUCUCCACCAGGGAGGUCCCGGGGUUCAUCGGGGACAACAUCGAGCAGUGCCUCCAUGACUCGUUUGGGCCGCUCAGCGUCGCCGCCAGAUGGAACGACCUAUUCUGGGCGGUGCACCCCGGAUCGUCUGCCAUCUUGGACCACAUCGACAUGGUGCUCAAGCUCCAGCCUGACAAGCUGGCGGCGAGCCGCCGAGUGCUCAGCGAGUACGGGAACAUGUUCGGCGUCACCAUCAUCUUCGUCUUGGACGAGCUCAGGCGGCGGCAUAAGGAGCAGCAAGGGGCCGGGCUGCCUGAGUGGGGUGUGAUGAUCACCUUCGGGCCGGGGCUCACCGUGGAGACCAUGGUGUUGCGCGCUACACACCAUACGCAAGCAUCCGUAUGAACACAAAUUGUCGCUUGCUGAAUAAUUAAGAGGUCAAUGUGUUGGAUCAGUUCUAGUAGUACUACUUAUUUGACAUUAUCUGUCACGUGAACUCGUGUAGUAGUACCAUCUUUGCACUAGUCAUAGCGACAGUAGCAGUACUCCCUCCUUUUUAAUGAAUAAGAACCUCGAUUUUCGUUUUUUA